GUUUUUUUCUUUUAUGUGUACAGGAGAGCACAUGAAAACAUGAAUUAGCGUAAUUGGGUUAAGGUGACAAAGCAUUACGUUUUCUUGAAGAAAAGGAUGACAGCCAGGCGGAAGUUCCGAUAGCAAAAUAAAUUUGCCGGUUUGUUUACGUUGAAAAAUUUAAGUGUUACUGCUCAUCCGCGUAUGAAUCACAAUGAAAUGUAUAAAAAUGGAUAUGCAGUAUUUAACACAAGAGCAUUUGCAAGGAUUCGAGACAUACAAGUACAGUGCUUUGGAUACAAGCCCACUGAGUAUCUAUGUGAUGCAUCCAUUCUGGAAUCGUGUUGUAGAGUUUUGCCCAAAAUGGAUUGCCCCGAAUGUUCUGACAUUUGCUGGUUUCUUGUUUACUGUAUUUAAUUUCAUUCUGUUUUCUUAUUACGACUAUGAAUUUUAUGCGUCAAGUGAUGAUCACCCAGAAGUUGCUCCCAUACCAAGAUGGCUUUGGGCAGCUGCAGCCAUUAACAUUUUUUUAGCCUAUACUUUGGAUGGAAUUGAUGGCAAGCAAGCACGACGCACUCAAACAAGUGGACCACUCGGAGAACUGUUUGACCACGGUCUUGAUUCUUGGAGUGCAGUUCUCAUACCAACAUGCAUGUACUCAAUUUUUGGUCGCACAACGUACAGCAUUUCUACACUACGAAUGUAUUAUUGUCUAUGGAAUGUCUUCGUAAAUUUUCAUCUUUCGCACUGGGAGAAGUACAACACUGGAGUUCUGUUCCUUCCAUGGGGAUAUGAUGCUUCUAUGCUGGUAGCUAUUGUAAUAUUUAUGAUAACUUCUAUAUUUGGCCAUGAGCUAUGGAACUUCAAUCUCCCUUAUAACAUCUCAGCAGGUCAGACUUUUGAACUGACAUUCUACAUUUCUGCUCUUGUUUCAAAUUUUCCUGUUUGUCUGUGGAAUGUCUACAAGUCGUACAGAGAUGGAACAGGAAAGAUGAGACCAUUUACUGAAGCUGUUCGCCCUUUAGUGCCUGUUCUUUAUUUCCUAACACUGUGCACGCUGUGGGUGUUAAAAUCGCCUGGUGACAUUAUUAACACUGACCCACGCAGUGUAUAUUUAGUCACUGGGACCAUUUUCUCUAAUAUAUGUUGUCGGCUGAUUGUAGCUCAGAUGUCCUCAACAAGAUGUGAAAUAUUCAACUGGCUAUUGCUGCCGGCAUCAGCAGUUGUAGCACUGACUUUGGUGCUGUCUGUCCCAUUGAAUGUAGAACUAGGUUUGGUGUACUCUCUCACCGUGCUUGCUACAUGUGCACAUAUCCAUUAUGGAACCUGUGUGGUUCGCCAGAUGUGCAGGCACUUCAGGAUCAACUGUUUCCAGAUAAAGCAGCACAGUCAAUGACUAUUAGCCGACAACACGUGUUAAAUAUAUUGAAACCGAGAUGAAAAUGGGGAAAUUCUUGCUUAAAAAGAUUUUCACAGUGAAGCAAUUAGCAAUUCACUGUUUUGAAAAUAGGAUUACAAUGACAGCAGGAGGAUGAUUAAGAUAUGAGCCAAGACCAAAGUUAUUGGUGCCAUGAGACAUACACUAAAAGUAAUUUCAUUGCAGUGCAUUCUGUGACAAUACCAUGUGUCAGCCUUGCCAGUGCAUAUAUUCUAAAAAAUAUGUAAACUGGAUGAUAGCUUAAUUGAUACAGCCACUUAUACGGCAGUCUUAUUUAUCUGCAUUUUAAGGAGAACCGUAGAGUGUAAAGACAAAGUGGUAGGCGCAGUGACAAACCCACAGAUCAAAGUUUGUACAUUCCUUAUUUAUGAACAGAAUCAGUAGUUUACUGCAGUUAGGUUAUUAAUAAACAGUUGCAUUAAUUCUUCAUUUACCUUUUUGUUUUGUUGGUUUUAGUUAAGGUUCUCAGCUAUAAUUAUGUGAAGCCAAAUUGGAAUAUUUACCAUGGAGAGUUUUCUUUGCUGCCUCACUGGAGGAUAGAUGGCACAUCAGUAACCCACUGACUUUGCAACACUUGCUGCUUUUGAAUCUUUGUAUAAGGUAGCCUUGGGUGCCCAGUAUUUUUUUUUUAAGAAUUCAUUGCUAGCCAAAGAAAGGCAUGAAAUGGUAAAACAAGUCAAUUGAACUAAAAAAUUUUACCUUUUCUAGGAUCAUGUUAUUCUCCAUUGCUUACUUGGAAACAUAAAUGUUUGUUAAUUUACUGGAUUGUAAUUAAGAGGUGGCUGAGCAAGUGCAGAAAGACCAAGAUUAUUUUGUGUGUGCACAUUACUGUCUAGAUUUCCAUUACUAUCUCAAUUAUGUGUACAAGAUUGAUUGAUAGAAACUUCUGGAAAGAGAGAGUAAAUUUGGUUCUCUCACAUUUUGUGAAAAAUAUUUUAUCCUUAUAGAUCUCGUUUUCGGGCUCAGGGUUUGCAAUAUAGAUUUGAAUAAUGUAUAAUAAAGAGUCAAUGAAACAUACAAAUCUGAUACACUGUGCACAAGAGUCAGUCGUGAAAUUAAUUUGAUGGAGGAAAAAGGGAGCAGAGAGAUAUUUCUGUGAUUCAGGAACUCAUUGCUUCUUUUAACAGAAGAAUAACCUCUUUACAUUUUUUCACUUGACUCCAGCAGUUGUUUUGCAUGCUGUUGGUUAUGGCAUUUUUGUCCUCAGUUUCAGUUGUAUUUUUUUUUAAUCAAGCUGGAUUUUGGUCUCAUCUUUGCAGAAAAAGGUUUUCAUAUUUUAUUAGAUUAUAUAUUUCUGGUAAUACACAUUUUCCACUGCUGGGAAUACCUGAAAUAAUAACCUGUAAUGUAAUAUUGGAAUUGAGCAGGUAGGCAAUGGACAUAAUCAUCAGCUCAUAAAAACUUCUGAAGCUGACUGCAAGAAUUAAACAGUGGAGUGCUCUGUGCCCAUGCAUUUGUUAGGAAGGUGAAUGGGGUAGAAAAUAUUCUGCCAUAUUAUUUAUCAAAAGUAUUAUCUUUAUUUGUAAAAGAAUAUCAGGGUGUUACUUUCUACAGCAUUUUUUCAGUCUUAAUAGGAACACAGCUUGCUAAUUUUUAGCUCGUGAUAUAUGCCUGUGAUUGAUGUUUGGGUUUAUAGUUGUGUAGACAUUAUUUAUAGAAAGCAAUUUUACAGUGCAUUUCAGUUGUAGGUUGUAAUUACACUACAUGUUGUCAUUUAUACUAUGAGCAUUUAUGGGCAUUUGUAAUUUAUUUUCGGUGCUGUCCUUUUGUUCCAUGUGCAUAUUGCUUUUUACAUUUAAAUUGAAGUUGCUCCUCAUGGUUGUAAAAGUCGUAAUGAUUCAGGCUCAUAUUUUAAUCAUCCAGUGGUAGUAAAUAAAAAUUCUGUACUGUAGGUGGUGGGUAAAAUUCACAUAAACUAAAGGGAAACAAAUUACAGAUCACUUUGCCUUCAUGACACAUGUAAAUGACUUCCCUGGCUUCUCUCUCUCUCUCUCUCUCUCUCUCUCUCUCUCUCUCUUACACACACACACACACACACACACACACACACACACACACACACACACAUUCACACACUCACCUAAAUGUCGGAUGCACAGUUAUUGAAGUACUUUGUAUGUUAAAGGUCUAUAGCAUCACCAACUAUAAUGUUCUUCUCCACCUAUAAUCACAAGUAGUUCAGAAAUAAAUCUUCACAGACCCAAAACAGCAGUUUCUCAGUGAUAUUUGCACUUCUUCAUAACCUUUUUGAUAAUGGUAUUCCUAAGUCCUAUCAGGGAUCUUUAAUGCAAGUAAAUGACAAUUUCUAUCCCAUAUGAAGUAACAUAUAAUUGGCAAAGGAUUACUAACAAUUAAAUAUUGCUAAGUUUGAACUUCAUUGAAAAAUCAAAUGACCAAUUUUUCUCCACUCACCCUUGAGUGGCAUUUCGCAUGUAUAGAAACCUAUAAAGAGUGAUCUAGUCAUCCCCUUAUAUUGAUUACUGUAAAUCAUGUCGUGCAUGGCUGUUCAUGGAUCAGUUAGAAUACAUAAAUGCCCACCGAUCUCUCAUUUAAUAAAGAACACACAUUUUGCAACUGUGAGUUUCUGACAGAUAGUUGGGAUCUAAGUACAAAAAAGAGCCAAAUGCUGCCCAAGUGGCAUUUUAUUAUUGUUUGAGAAUUGACUAAUAAGUUCUCUCGGUUUCAUAACACGUGUUGUCCCUCGGAAAAUCUGUUGAGUGGUCCUGAAAUGUAUGCAGGUUACCUAUUUUGUAAUUUUUGUUGUUUGAUUGUCCUUUUGUAAACUGUUUGUGCUUUGUUUUAUGUGAAUAUCGUUUAAUUAGAAAUAUUUGUGUGAUUAAGUAGUUUCUGACCUGUAUACAUAUUUUUAGUGAUGAUUAACUAGCAAACUGCACUUUAGAAUGUAAAUUCUAGGUAAGAUGAUUUGUCACUAUUUAUUUUUAUGCAGUAAUGCAUAUGCAUUGUUAUCUAGAUUUUAUGUCCUCUCAUGAGCCGAAACUGACAAAAAAGUUGUAACUAAGUAUUUUACACAGCAGAGCUGAUUUUUUUUCCCUCUACUUAUGCUCCCAGUGUCACAUUAAUUUCAGUUUAUCCUUACUUGACAUAUUGCUGCUACUUAUUUUUAAGUAUUGAAAUAGUAUCUAUUUAUGAUAACUCCUUAAGUGCAUGUUUCUAGUAUUAAUUUGAUGGCACACAUAAAUUAGACUGUGAAGGCCAGUUUUUUUGGAUGACAGUUUGUGAAAUGAGUUAUAAAAUUUAUAAUACCCAUUUCUUGACAGUGUGUGAAAGAAGAAAGUUUCAGAAAAAUUACCUCUACUAUGUAGUAUAUUUUCUAUGACAGCAAAUGUAAUGUUGUAGCUUUCUCUGGUAACAGUUUGUAAACAAAUUCAGCAACAUUCUGCUUGGAUAUACUCACUCCUGGAUCACUGUUAACACAGGAAUGCACUGUUCAAUACAGCACAGCAGAUUCAUCACUUCAGGAAACUUCACUAUUUUUUGGCUCAACAUUGAAGAGAGUCAAGCAUGUUGUUAUGUGUCAAGCUUCUGAGAUGUCAGGAGAUAUUGAAAUUUUGUGUGUAUUAAUAAGAAAAGUGAUAAAUCUCAAAAUGUAAAACAGCAAAAAAUGAAUUGUCAGGAGGUAACAUAUGGGUUUAAGUGAAAAGUGCCACAAUUCCAUUAGGGAUUAAUAUGUGUUAUAUGCCAGUUUUGUACUUGCAAAUGAUAUCUUGUAAUUAUUCUGCCACUCUCGAUAAUAAUCCAGUGAAGUGACAUUUCCAUGGCCUUGCAAAGGUGAUUUACUGAAUGUGUGUUAUCAGAAUAACCAGACUGUUCAGAAUCUGAUCGUGUUCAAAGGCAUAUAGUUCUUUGCAGAAAACUGACAUGACAUAUCUUGUUUCACUUAAAGGAAUGGUUUCAUCCUGCACACAAUUCCGAAAAUUUAUGGUGUGAAAUAUUAGUGCCAGUUGGAAAAAUUUGGUAUGCCAUAAAAAAAUUGGAACAUUGAACAAAUCAGUCUGUUUCUCUUGAUUUGCUGUGUUUCAUAGCUUCCGCAAAACAUUAUUUGACCCAUACAGUUUUUCUGUGAUUGGUUCUUGUUAAUAUAAAAAUUUAUGUAGAGCAUUUAUGAAUCUCAACAAGAUGCACCACAGAUCAAAUUUAGAAAUCAUAUGGCAGGUCAUGAGAGUUAAUGCAGAAUCAAUACUUUAAAAUGUAAUAAAGAAGAGAAAUAAUGAAACUGAGUUGAUACUACUCUGUGAUGUAGAGCUGGGGAAAUAUAGAAUACGACUAUUCUUUCACAAUGCAGAUAAUCAACAUUUAUCAUAUGAUUCCAUAUUUUUUUUCAGUGAAUCCUAAUGCAUUUAAAAUAUUGUGUUAUGCCACUACUUUAUACUGUGGGCCUAUUGGGUUCAUUACUUUUCACAGAUGUUUCACUAACAUACAAAAAUUGUUGUGUUCAUGUACUUGUAUAUAUCUGUAAAAUAUUUUUUGGGACCGAAGAUAAAAAAAUAUCCAAUUUUUGAGUGCAAAGUCUGUGGUCUGAUACUUUUAACUCUGUAUGACAGGCAGUCAACAUUACUCUCAUACAUAAGUGAGAACUCUUUUAAGGUAGUCCUCUCUGAUGUGCAGGUGUGUAAAAUAACAUUAUUUCUUUGCUCAAGUGUAUGUAUGUACCUGUAAAUGCAAUUAAAUGAUUUGUACAAAAUUUAGUAAAAAAUUAGUGCUUGUCUUGAGUUAGAAAGCAAAUCAGUCAUACUUGCAGCAUGCAGAUAAAUUUGUCAUAAUUCGUUACCUUGGAAAUAGACACACUAAAGGCAAAUCAUAUUGUUCCUGUUUAAGAACUUUUGUAUAAAAAUACAAAUCAUAUUUUGUGAUACU
Molecule: messenger RNA, 6292 nt
Organism: Schistocerca americana (American grasshopper)
Lineage: Eukaryota; Metazoa; Arthropoda; Insecta; Orthoptera; Acrididae
Product: ethanolaminephosphotransferase 1-like
Exons: 8
Coding region: 194-1375 (393 amino acids)
Biological process (GO): phosphatidylethanolamine biosynthetic process
Cellular component (GO): endoplasmic reticulum membrane; Golgi apparatus
Molecular function (GO): ethanolaminephosphotransferase activity
Source: RefSeq, a predicted model, not a curated record